GAAGUUAAAAGCAUCGAGCAUUUCGCUCUUCAUGCUGGUAUCGACUCAUAUCUAUUCGUUGUUAUAUUCGUUCGUGUAGUCGGUGUACAACGAGGAGAUUACUAUUUGAAUAUAUAUCGAGUUUUGAAUACCCAGAAGGGUUCACAAGUUGCAGGAGCCAACGUUAACAAGGAGUACUGUAAUAAUUAAUCUACAAAAAUAGUAAGGAAGAACUUAUUUAAAAAAAGUACUUCAUUGGCGAAAUACCUUAAGCUACAGAUAACUAAGGAUUUCAUUAAUAUUACGGAUUGUGGAUAUUCAAGAAAGAUGCUAAUAAAAAACCAGGAGGCACUUAAAAGUUGGCUGGUUGUAGUUCUGGAGCCUCUAUGCGAUGCGGACUCUUCGGCUCUAGCUCGUUACGUUCUAGCAUUGUUGAAGAAGGAUAAACCCGAAAAGGAACUUAAAAAACUAAUGAUAGAGCAACUUGACGUAUUCUUAGGAGAGGAAACAAAGCCUUUCGUUGAGAGGCUAUUUGAUGCUAUAAACACGGAGGAAUACUUUACGAACAUUUUACUUCCUACCACAAAAAUGGUUGAGGACACUUGUGUUGAAAAAUUUGGUGUAUCGGAAGUGCUUGAAACAAAAGGGUUAUCCCAAGAAACAUCAAAUGGUAAUGAACCGCCAGUGAAAACUUCAGACACCCUGCCGAAUGCCAUUUGUGCUGCCGAAAAAGUCCAAACGCCACCAAUAGAUGACAAUAAAACCAAAGAUGUGGUUAACACUUGUGAUCCCGAUAAUCAAACACCAGAUGCUACAGGUCGCCUUGCCCAUUAUACUGCGACAAUUAAGAGUGAGACUCCUUCAGUCACUUUGCAAACACAACAUUCAUACACAGGCACCAACAGUCAUCAUGUUCGAAGUGCAAGUCCCCCACUAAGAGCGAAUGCUGAUAAGGAGAACCAACCACGUGAGAGUCGAAGACGUCGUGCUUCGCUUCGGUCUCGUUCACGGUCACGUUCCCGAUCACGAUCAAAUGAAAGGAUAUCGCGGCGAUCUCGUUCUCGUGACCGUCGAAUAAAUGAACGUGAAAAAAUGCAACGUCAAUUCCGUAAUAAAUCUCCGCCUACGACUGAUAUACGGCAUGUGGGAUCCCAUGACAGACGUCGUUGUGGGGGUGGAAGUGGUAACGAUCGCAGACGAAUUGGGAAUAGUGGUAGUAUGACGGGCACAGACGACCGAUCACCUCGGUUUGGUGGUAGUGGUGGAGAGGGUGGUGGUCGUAAAAAUCGACAAAAUCGUUCGAAUUCCAGAAGUCGCUCGCCAUCUUUGGAACGUGGAAGUAGAAUUAAAGGAUCUCCAAAUAUAUCGCGAAGUCUUCGGGUAUCCCCUGAUCGCCAUAAUCUUCAUUCACAAGGUCAACAUGAACCCGAAAAGCGGCAACGAUGUCGUGACUUCGAUGAAAAAGGAUACUGUGUUAGAGGAGAGACGUGCCCUUGGGAUCACGGUAUUAAUCCAGUGGUGUUUGAAGAUAUCAAUAAUUCGGCGUUAAUAGGCAUGUCACUUCCGGAAUACAAUCCGGAUGCACCCGAUUUAUGGAUGAGAUCUACCUCUGGAGCAAUGGUUGGUGUUUCGCCAGGAUCACUCAUGACAAGUGGUUCUGGUGUAGGAGGUGGAGUUAAUGCCCCAGGCAUAAAUCCGUUUACCGGCGUUGCGAGGGGAGCUGGAAUAUUGCCCGUACCUGGAGUUUCUGCCACGGUGGGUUUCCCGCAGGUUGGCUCUGGUGCAGAUAAGCAAAGCAAUAACGCCGGACAAAUUACCGCAGACUACACCCGCAAUUCUAAUUCAGGCUCUGGUUUCAGAGUGGGUACGCCAAUGCUCCCUUUUCCUUUCAACACAUCUGCAGUUACAGCUCCACUUCAGCGGGAACUAAUUCCAAUACCAGUAGUUGAUGCAGGCAAUACCGCACCAGGUGGUGAUAUAAGUCAAAUACAACAGGGUAAGCGUCGUUUUGAUUUGGAAGACUCAGUAGCAAUAGCCGAUGGACCAACGAAACGUAAACUGCCGCUUAACAGCCGUCUUGGACCGCGUUUACCUAGUAUUCAAAAUAACUGUUCUUUGGAACUGCGAAAGAUACCGCGAGGUCUAAAUACAAUCGCUCAUCUUAAUAAUCAUUUUGCAAAAUUUGGAAAAAUCGUUAAUAUACAGAUAUCUUAUGAUGGGGAUCCGGAGGCAGCCAUUGUGACAUUUUCUACACAUGCGGAAGCAAACGUUGCUUAUCGCAGUACUGAGGCUGUGCUUAAUAACCGCUUCAUAAAAGUAUUUUGGCACAGUCAAGAUGUAGGUGCAUUAAUUAACGAUGCCUCCCCUAUAUCCUUAGGCAAUGCCCGAAAAAAUAGUCAAUACCAUUUAAAUAAUGUACCGGCUGUUCCGACACCGACAGCUGAUUCAGCUAAAACUGCGAAUGAUAAUGUUUCAAAUCAGGGUACAAGUUCGUCUGGAAACGGAGUGAAUCCUUCACCUGUUAGUGAUACAGCAAACUUAACAAGCGUUAACACGCCAAUAGCAGCUGCACAUGUACCACCAACAUCUUUGCGGUUAAAAAAUAAUGUGACACGUGGUCACUCUACGGGUGCUUCAAAUGCCAUUAUACGUAAAAAGCAAGAAGAGCAAGCCAAAGCUGUUGUUCAACUUGCCAACGGUCUUCGCAAAAGAAAACAAGAACUGUUGCAGAGUUACGUAAAACAAAUGAAAUCGGCGUUGGAGUUGGUGGAACGCUGCGAACAAAAUGAUCCUCAACGUACUAAGACUCUUGAAACAAUUAAAGUAUUGCAAGAGACUAUCGAUAAAUUACGGAAAGAGAUUGCCGCUGAACAAGAACAAAUGCAAGCACAAAUACAAAAUCAACAUCCACCUCCAACAAAGAAGACUAAAGAGCAGCAAAAGAAAGAAUUGCUUGACAUUGAAUUGGAGUUGAUUGCUCAACAACAAGAGGGAAAUGACACAACAGUCAUUCAGAAACGCCUUGAAGAACUGCAGCGUAGUCUUGGAAUAGUUCCUGGAAGUGGAGCAGUUGGUGCAUUACCUGCUCAUCCACAACCAGUCGGUGGUAAAGUGCCGCACUUUCCGCCUAGCCGAACAAAUCCCCGAACUCGCCCAUCAUUUCCUGAAGUAUCCACACGUGUUGAUCGCCGACCAAAAGCUAUAGUGGUUACAGGGUUUACAAGUGAAGAGUCUGACCUUGUGCUAGGUCAUUUUAAGAAUUUCGGAGAGAUAAUCAAACACGAUAUGGACAAAGAAAUACCCCAACUCAUAUUGUCUUAUGCUACUCGGAUAAAUGCAGAGCAAGCCGUAUUGCGAGGAAAAGUUUUUAAAGAUAAACGUUUACAAAUAUCCUGGGCUCCGAUUGUAUACACAACAUCAGCAACUUCUGGUGGCUUGAUGACUGAUAAGUCGUCUAAGAAAGAUGGAAAGUCGAAUGCUCCGGAUACUACCAAAUUGGCCACAACUCUCAAUACUAGUGACAAACAAAGUAGCGAUUUGGAGAUCACUGGAGAAACAUUGCCCGAACUCCGGCUGGAAGAUGAAGAGGAGGAUGAGGAAUCUGAGGAUCGCUCGUGGCGACGCUGAUCGCGAAACAAUGCGAAGACCAUAGUUCGCUAUUGCUUUAGUGUAUAUUUUAGUUAAGUAUGUGACGCAAACACAUCCUAACCAAAAUAAGUAAAAUUUGGCACUUGAUAAAUUAAUUGCCUGAUUUAUGGUUACAACUAACAUACUUACAUUGCAACACCUUUACUCAUCUGUUUCGGUGGCGCAUAUCGUAGCGCAGCGUUAAAAAUAUUGUAAUGAAAUAUCACUGAUCAUUACAGGGCUUUUGUAUUUGGAAGAUUGCAAAAACGUAUACGCUUCGCUAUGAUGCGCGUUAACAAACUACUAGAGCAUUAAUUUAAAACCAAAAUGGGAAGAACAUUUAAAUUAAAAUCAAAUUUAAAGUAAAAAUAGCAACGGGCAUAUGUAUAAUAUAAAGUUUAUAAAUACCACUGUUGCUUAUUAGAUUUAUCUACCAUAUAAAAAAUAAAAUAUGUAAUAUAUAUUAAAGUUAUAGGCAAGGAGUCACACUUUUACAUACAUAUAAAUAAAUAUAUAUUUACAGACUU
Messenger RNA from Anastrepha ludens (Mexican fruit fly), 4133 nucleotides. RefSeq names its product zinc finger protein swm (gene swm). The record is from RefSeq and is a predicted model, not a curated record. The transcript has 6 exons. Gene Ontology annotation, biological process: mRNA processing. Gene Ontology annotation, molecular function: metal ion binding; RNA binding. The coding region runs from base 307 to 3606 and encodes 1099 amino acids. Gene Ontology annotation, cellular component: nucleus. Lineage: Eukaryota; Metazoa; Arthropoda; Insecta; Diptera; Tephritidae.